Molecule: messenger RNA, 1642 nt
Organism: Daldinia vernicosa
Lineage: Eukaryota; Fungi; Ascomycota; Sordariomycetes; Xylariales; Hypoxylaceae
Product: Clavaminate synthase-like protein
Exons: 5
Coding region: 252-1373 (373 amino acids)
Molecular function (GO): dioxygenase activity
Source: RefSeq, a predicted model, not a curated record
CAAGUUGCGCCAUACUCGCAGAUGGCGUCGAUUGGUAGAUGUAUAGUCUAUCGAUAGACUGCAACCCCCACCAACUCUUUGGGGUACGAAGUCUCUAUUUAACCGGGCAGUUAAGACUACGAGAUACGAAUUGUAAGGGAUAUGAAUAGGUAGCGACUAUUUAAAAUGUAGAUAUACCCCGCGUAUGGACGCUCAUCCGAGCUCGCCGCCCUUAAGAAUAUUCGUUUUUACAUUCGUAAUCAAUCUUCAAGAUGCCGGGACGUAUAAUCGAUCGUUAUGAGCACGUGCCUGUAACGCAGGAAGACCUUGACUGGGCCGAUCUCAUUACAUUGGACUUAGGUCUAUAUGAGCAACCGGGAGGCAAAGAAGAGCUCGUAAAGCAGCUCGACCACGCGGUCCGAAAUGUUGGAUUCUUCUACGUGAAGAACUUCAACAUAUCCCAGGAAGAAGUUGACCAACAGUUCGCUCUCGGACGAGAGUUUUACUCGCUCCCCCUGGAAGAGAAAUUGAAGUAUCAUAACAAGCAAGAUCUCGAAAGCGGCGAAUAUAAUGGGUAUAGGCCAGCGGGCCACCGAGUCCUUGGAAACGGCGUGAAGGAUAACGUCCAAGUAUACAACAUACCUAAAUUUGAUGGCUUCCAUCAGCGCGAACAACCACCCAUCCUCCAGAGUAAGAUCAAGGAGAUCGAAGCAUUCUCGAGGAAAUGCCACGAAGAAGUCGUCGUGAAGCUCCUGCGCCUCUUCGCGAUCUUACUUGAGCUCCCUGACGAGGACCAGCUAGUCCGGGAUCAUCUCUACGACGUUAAAGGAGAAGACCAUCUGCGGUACAUGCACUACGCAGCACGAAGCCAGGAAGAGAACGCCAAGGUGGCCAACCUGUACGGGCCAGGCCACACGGAUCUCGGCACGGUGACCCUCCUGUUUAGACAACCAGUAGCUGCGCUGCAGAUUCUAAACUCAGCAGGAGAGUGGAAGUGGGUGAAGCCACAAGACGGCACCAUCACGAUCAACACCUGCGACGCGCUCACCGCGCUGACGGGCGGCCUGAUCAAGUCCAGCGUGCACCGAGUGCACACGCCGCCCGCGGACCAAGCGCAUAUCGACCGCCUAGGCGUGCUAUACUUUGCGCGUCCGAAUAACCACGUCGUGCUGGACCCGAUCGCGAAUAGCCCCCUGCUGAACCGGCUCGGGUUAACUAGCAACGCCUUCACGGAGCUGGGACAGCAUCUGACCACGGAGCAAUGGGUCAAGGCGCGACAGACGCAACAGCAGCGACCCCGCGUCAGCGCUAAGAUUCAUACCGAUGGCAAAUAUGAGUACGAGAGGAAGGACUUGGAAAUCUUGCCUGGGCUACAUGCUGUUAUUCAUAACUAACUGAGUUCUGAGUUGGGGAUCUCCGGCGAACUUAUGAGGUAGUCGUUCAAGAAUAUGUACCUACCUCCUAAUCUAUGCUAUGGCUACCAAUGCGACGAUGAAAGUAAAAGCACGCCAGCAUUCAGAGAACAUCAAGUGAUAAUUCAUCAAGUAAAUUCAUAACUAUUUCCCAUAUCGCACAUCUCACAUCUCACAAGCAAUAUCCCAUCAUAAUAGAAAAAACCGCAAGGGAUUUAGAAAAAACCGCAAGGGAUUCCGAUCGAAUUAUC